Molecule: messenger RNA, 6020 nt
Organism: Globicephala melas (long-finned pilot whale)
Lineage: Eukaryota; Metazoa; Chordata; Mammalia; Artiodactyla; Delphinidae
Gene: FAM222B
Product: family with sequence similarity 222 member B
Source: RefSeq, a predicted model, not a curated record
CUCGCGCAACGAAGGAGGGAUGGUCCGGGGCGUGGGACCGUGUACUGCUCCCCGUGAGGGUCUUUUUAAUCCUUUCCAGCCUCAGGCUUGCAGGAUCCCCUCCCAGUGCCCCUCUGGCUUGGCAUAGCGUCGGCAGCGGCCUCCGGCAGUCUGUACCUUUACUUUAUGGGAGCCUCCUGUAAGGAAGGGUCGGUGUUCCCGAUGAGCAGCAGACCCGGAUUUCCCUCCUACUCUGAAUUGUAGACAGAAGAUUGGGCUGGAGGUAGGAUGGAAGAGUCACGGUGAUAAGGAGAGUUUCGUCCUGUACCUCCUCUUCCCUUUGACUGCAGUGCAUCGCCCGCAGCUUUCAAGUUUGCAUUGUUGAGGUGAAUUCCCUGGUGGUCCAGUGGUUAGGACUCCAUGCUUUCACUACCUAGAGCCGGGGUUCCAUCCCUGGUUGCGGAACUAAGAUCCCACAAGCCACCAGACGCUGCCCACACCCCCACCCCCCCAGACACAAAAAAGUUUGUAUUGUUGAAUUCCUGGGACUGAAUUGAGCCUAGUUUCUUGUUGGGUUAUGAUAAGGCAGCAGUCUAGGUAGGGGUCUAGGGGUGACAGCUGGGCCUCCUUGGGCUAAAGGCCUGGUUUCUGUUUACCAAUUUGCAAAAGAGCCAGGCUCCACAGCGAGAGUUGUAAAGUAGGGGACUAUUAACCUGCAAGUCCCUCGAUGGCACAUAUGAGAUGCCUAGAGCAUUUUCGUCCCAUAAACAGUACGAGCUUGAUAAACAGACUGAACAGUGCAUUCUAGGUGCAGUCACCUUUUUGACAAGGUCCCCAGAGCUUCUGAGCACCUACUGGCCAGUAGUGUAUUCAGGGAUGUCAAAGUUGACUCUUGCACAAUUACCCCUCAGUGCAUUCUAGAUGUGAUCGUAUUCUUGAAAGAAACCUAAAUUUAUCAGUAGUCACGUCAGAGCAUUCAGGCCUUUAAGUGCAAGUGGGAUCCAGAAUCCUGGAAGUGCUAUGAAGUCUACGGCCCCUACGGGCACCGCGUUUAGAAACCUACGCUACCUUCCAGAAGCCUCAGACCCUGGGGCAGGUGCCAAAGCCUCUAAGACUAAGUCCUCGAAGCCAGCAGCCAUGUCCACCCGAGACCCGGGGGUCCAGGGCAUCAGGCACUGAGGCAGACACCCCCGGUGCGGGCUGCGCAGGCGCGGGCGGCCCGGAAGGGCCCCGGCGCUCCAGGCUGCGCAGGCGCAGGAGCGGCUGCCGGCGAGUCCCCACGGCGGCGGCGGCGGCGGCGACUGAGGAGCCGGGGCGUGGAGCAGCAGUGGCGGCGGCGGGCGGCAACGGAGCAGCCAUGAGGGCCGGGCCCAGUCACCGACAUGUGAGUGACUGCCUCACGUUGUGUUGAUGCUGGUCUGCCAUGCUAGCCUGUCUACCAGGGCCAGGUGACCUGUCCUUUCAGCUUCUUUCUCACACGCAGAUGAACACUGGACUUCAGAAAUGGGACACUACACAGAAAAUGAGAACUGCUCACUAUCCUACCCCAGCCGAAUUGGACGCGUAUGCUAAGAAGGUCGCAAACAACCCACUGACUAUAAAAAUCUUCCCCAACAGUGUGAAGGUUCCCCAGCGGAAACACGUUCGUCGUACUGUGAACGGCCUCGACACAUCAGCCCAGCGCUACAGCCCCUACCCGACUCAGGCUGCCACCAAGGCAGGCCUGCUUGCCAUUGUCAAAGUGCCAGCCAAAAGCAUACUCAAGGACUUUGACGGCACCCGAGCCCGGUUGCUCCCUGAGGCCAUCAUGAACCCCCCAGUGGCGCCCUAUGCUACUGUGGCACCCAGCACUUUAGCCCACCCCCAGGCCCAGGCUCUGGCCCGCCAGCAGGCCCUGCAGCACGCACAGACCCUGGCCCAUGCCCCUCCCCAGACGCUGCAGCACCCUCAGGGUAUCCCGCCACCCCCAGCGCUGUCCCACCCUCAGAGCCUCCAGCAGCCUCAGGGCCUGGGCCACCCUCAGCCCAUGGCCCCAACCCAGGGCUUGGUCCACCCUCAGGCCCUGUCUCACCAGGGUCUCCAGCACCUCCCCACUCCCUUGCUGCACGGAGGCCGGAAGAUGCCAGACUCAGACGCCCCCCCGAAUGUGACCGUGUCUACCUCAACUAUCCCCCUUUCCAUGGCGGCCACCCUGCAGCACAGCCAGCCCCCGGACCUGAGCAGCAUCGUGCACCAGAUCAGCCAGUUUUGCCAGACGAGGGCAGGCAUCAGCACUACCUCAGUGUGUGAGGGCCAGAUCGCCAACCCCAGCCCCAUUAGCCGCAGUCUGCUCAUCAAUGCAAGCACUCGGGUGUCGACCCACGGCGUCCCCACACCAAUGCCUUCAUGUGUGGUCAAUCCCAUGGAGCACACCCACGCGGCCGCAGCCGCAUUGCCCGCUGCGGGCCCUGUCAACCUGCCCACGGGCAUCUCUCGAGCCCCCACUGGCUACCCUAGCGACCUCAAGCCAGUCGCCUGGAACCAGCACCAGCUGGCCCACCUACAGCAGAUGUGCAGUGAGGCCGGCGGGACGCCGGCCCCUGGCCUGACAGGCAAGCAUGCGGCAGGACGCGAGUUGGCGGGGCCUGGCUUUGUGGGCAAGGCCCCUGCCUACCCGCAGGAACUGUGCAUGGCGCAGGCUUUCCAUCUGAAGCCACCCCUGGAGAAGCCAACCCCGUCCCCACCAGUCAACGGCCUGGCAGCCCCACUGGCCUACCCUAAUGGUCACUACUUCCAGCCCCUGUGGAACAACAUUCUGCCCACUCCCAAUAGCGACAGCUCGGGGUCUCAGGACCUCGCCGUGCCGUUCCACAGUGGGCAGCCUGCGGGCGCACCCCUCGACUGCGCGGCGGCUGGGGCCCACUACCGGGCAGGGACCGGGGGCGGGCCGGUGGCAAGCCAGAACAGCCUGGUGCAGACAGUGGAUUACCUAAGCGGGGAUUUCCCGCAGGCCUGCUUCCGAGACCAGAGCCUGGCCGUGCUGAGCAAGGCCCACCGAGCCCCUGGCAGCCGAGCCCCUGAUCCCACAGAUAGUCGAAAUCUUCAUAUUCAGCACCCUGGGUAUAGAUAGGUAGCCCUGGUGCCCUCCACAAGCUACACAUCAUACGUCACCCUCCUAGGUUUAGUCUUACUUUUGAGUAAUUGGAUAGUUUCAAAGUUUCACUGCUCCAACGUGAUCAUUCUUAGAUGUCUAAGAAAGGGAGUUUAGUGGGAUCUAAUUGAGGACAGAGGGGGGUCCUCUUUGCUCUCAUCUUCCUCUCUACCAGCCUCAGCAACUUUUGGGUUUAUGUUGGGACCUCAUCCCAACUUCAGGCUUUUCUCUCCAAUGCCUGCCUGUCAGUGCAGUUCUUCCCCCCACCCCCACCUCGGCCAUUUCCCACCAGCCCCCUUUUGUCUGUUCCUGCACCUCUCACUGUUUCUCUUUGGACUGAGGUGUGGGCUACGGGAAGGGCCCCCUAGGUCAGGUAGCUGUCAGUGCCCAGCCACCUAAGCUAGGUCUCUCCCUGUCUGUCUCUCUGGGACUAAGAAGCCAGACCUCCCAAGUGCUCUGAAAGCCAAUUCCUUGUUUACCCAAAGACCUCAAAUCAAAACUGACCCAGUCUGCCAUCUCCUCCCAGCCCUUCUCCUUUCCUCAAGGCUUUGUUUUACAUCUGCAUUGAUCCCAGAGCCACUGCACUUGUCCUUGCCACACUCCUCAAGGGCAUCCUGCAGCACGUGGCCAUAGCCUUGAGACCAAGGGGGAAAAAAACCUGUGUUUGGAUUGAUACCUUCGUUCCUGACUCCCUUUCCCUGCCUAGAGAAAUGCCGAGACCAUCCAGCAUACCCAAGAUCUUUCUCGCUGCUGUCUCUCUCCUAAGUCAUCUGCUGCCCUCAUCCCCCACUCCCCCCUCAAAAAAAAAAAAAAACGCAAAACAAAACAAAAAAGUCUUUCUUGAGGGAUUAGGUAGUAGGUAUGGGAUGAUCACAUUGGAGUUUGGAAUUAAAAACACUGAAAAAAAAAAGUGCAUUUGGUUCUCUCUACACUGGCUAAGAAUAUUGCUCUACGCUGUAAGUUUUAAACGUCCUGUCUCUGUAUGAAUGUAGUGUGGGUUUGAGUAGCAAUGUGUGUGAGCGGCCCCACAGGUGCAUCCACUGUCUAGUCACCUUUCACAGCCCCUCAGUUUAACGAAGAAAACACAAAGCCUUAAGCUCUUUGAAUUCUCCUUUACCAAAUGAGCAUGGUUCUAACAGCUGGAGAUGGGCCUCUCUUGGAAACAGCCCCUUCUGCCCCUCGCCCUUUCUUCACCCACUCCAUGCUCCAAGUCUCAUUCCCAGGUGACAGUUAGUUGGCUAGAAAUUUAAAAUUUUUCUGUAACUUCAGAUUAUGUUUUGUUGUAAUGUUUUGCCCCUUCUGUUAAAGAUGCAUAGUUGGGCUUUUUUUUUUUUUAAACCAAAUAAGCCCUACCCUUUCCUCUUGUCUCUGGGGAACGUGAGCUUUCUUAUUUAAGAUUUGGGGUUUUGUUUACUAUACGAUCCACUGUUCUUUAGCCAGAAAUUCUCUAGUGAUCUGAAGCAGUGCGACUGAAGACCAGUUUUUAAAUUAUGUGUUGGCAAGUUGCCUUAUAUUUAAAAAGAGAAAAAAAAGGAAAAAAAUGCCUGAUUGUGUUAUGCCAAAUGAUAGCAACAUGAAGUCCUAACUCAUUGUUCCCAGUGGUUUUCCUGCCGUCUGUGAACACUGGCACCUCCCUGUCCUGAGCCCCCAGGAGUACCUGCAGCUUCUGGUGCGAUGCCUUCUCCCUGUGUGUUGGCCACCAUCUCACCCAGGGGCCCCUCCCAGUUCUCGCUUCUCUGAGUUAAAUUCUCUGAAUGAACACCAUUGUCUCCCUUUAUCCCUUGCUUGAUCUCGAAACCAGAUAUUUUUGCUGUAAUUUGUUCCAAUGCCUCCCCCCAAAAGGUGAGCUGCCCUUUUAGGAAAUUGGACCAGACACCAACUUGGGGGCUUAAAAUCAAACCUCAAACCCAUCUCUUCCUGUGUAGGGGUGCAAGCCUCUGAAGCUCUCACUCCCACCCCUAGUCUGCAUGGAAAAUGUACUGUGACCCCCCUGCCCCCCAUCUACCCUCGCCUUUGGUGUGAGAUGUUUCCUAGUUCACCCUGAGCCCCUCUUGCCAGCCAACCCCCAACCAGCAAUAAGGGUCCAAGCCAGGGCCUCCUAUCCACACCCCCUGCCUCCAUUCCACACUGCCCCUAGAAGAUACCUGGAUCCUCACGCCGCCCACAUACUGUAGCAUUCAUUCUCCAUCUCCUUCAUCUUCUCACCUGUGGUGGUUUAUGGGCGUGAUGGGGUUUUUAAGAUUAUUAUAAACCAGUAAAAAGAAAAAAACUCACCUUUGAUCUUGUCCUAUUCGUUUAAUGCUGUCAGUGUUUGAGAUGAUCUUUCUUAACGGUUUUUAACGUCUUAAGAGAAUUUCUCAUUUUUAAGGGGACCCCUAUAGUAUUUGUCCCCGUCAGAAGCCCUCCCACUCCAUUAUCCCAGACCAGGUGUGUUCAGUCAGCCCCUGGAGGGCACCUGGCUGACUGGCCCUCUCCCUAGGCAGGGCUGCAGGGGGCUUGGUGGGAUUUGAUGGUUAAGUAUGGUUCGCUACCCCUCACUGGAGGUCCAGUUCAAUGUAAAGCCACUUUCACUCCAAGGACUAUCCGUCACUGAAAAACGGGGACCUGGUUUGCUAAUAAGCCAGCUUAAGACUAAACGACCCUUCCCCCCACCCCACAACCUUCUCCCACCUCGAACGUUUUGGAAUUUGAGGACCUCUGGCAGGUGGAAGUAAUAGGUGGUGUGAUCUGUAGCAUGAGAAGUGGUCCUCUUGCUGGUUUGAAUCUUAAGGGUUGAGUACUGAUGGGAGAACUUUCUUCUGUCUGCAGGGGAAAAAAAAUCCAAGAGCUAUUUACGUCCCCUCCUCCCUCUCCACUUUCUGCUGCGUUUGGGUCUGGGCUAAGAUGUGAUGGAGGGAAGGAAAGAUCCCAC